AUGGAGAAGGCGCCCUCGAUGCCGCUCGCGGGCAACAAGUACGCCCCGUUCACGGUCGGGGAGGGCCAGAUGGGCAGCGUGGGGUCCGCCGCGCUCAUGCCGGCGUUCCGCCUCGGGUCCGGCCUCUUCUGCAUGGGGUACAAGAGCGAGCUCGUGGACGACGACCCGACGCAGUACGCGGUCGCGCGCCCCAGCGGCAAGAUGGUGAAGGAGACGUCCAUCGUGGGCACCUUCCCACGCCCCGCGCAGCCCCUCGUCAUCUACGAGUUCGAGACGUGCCCGUUCUGCCGCCGCGUCCGCGAGGCCUGUUCGAUGCUCGACCUCGACGUCAUUUUCUACCCCUGCCCAAAGGAGGGCCCGACGUUCCGCCCCGAGUGCGUCGAGAAGGGCGGCAAGUCGAUGUUCCCGUACCUGGAGGACCCCAACACGGGCGUCGCGAUGUACGAGUCGGCCGACAUCGUCGACUACCUCUUUGAGAAGUACGGCGGGGGCAAGGGGACGGCGCCGGGGGGCCUCAACUCCGGCCUGAUGCCCUUCUCCGCGAUGCUCGGGCUCUCGGCGCGCGGCGGCAAGGGCGGCUCGUACGACUCCGCGGCGGCCGGCCCGGACCGCAAGACCAUGAAGCCCGUGGUGUUCUACGGGUACGAGGCCAGCCCGUUCGUCAAGGUGGUGCGCGAGCGGCUCAACGAGCUCGAGAUCCCGCACCUGUACAAGCACGCCGCGCGCGGGAGCCCCAAGCGGCAGCAGAUCUUCGAAGAGUACGGUGCGUUCCAGGUGCCGUUCAUCCAGGACCCCAACACGAACACCGCUAUGUUUGAGAGCACCGACAUCCUGGCCUACCUGGACGCCACCUACGGCCCCGGCGCGAAGAAGCAGGAGUGA
Pedinophyceae sp. YPF-701 is the source of this 882-nucleotide messenger RNA. NCBI's taxonomy places the organism in Eukaryota, Viridiplantae, Chlorophyta, Pedinophyceae. The record is from the annotation of a GenBank genome assembly.